This is a messenger RNA of Sclerotinia borealis F-4128, 900 nucleotides long. NCBI's taxonomy places the organism in Eukaryota, Fungi, Ascomycota, Leotiomycetes, Helotiales, Sclerotiniaceae. The record is from the annotation of a GenBank genome assembly.
AUGACGAGCACAGCUGAGAACACAGGUUCGGCACCCUCGCACAAAUUCGAUCCAAACUUCACCCAGAAUGUCAUCGACGCAAUGGGGCCCAAGACUAGUCCUCGCAUGAAAGAUGUUAUGGGAUGCCUCAUCAGACAUGUCCAUGACUUUGCGCGAGAGGUCGAACUUACAGUGGAUGAAUGGAUGCAAGGAGUUGAGCUUCUCAAUGAGGCCGGAAGGAUGAGUGAUGAUAAGAGAAAUGAAGGACAACUGGUUUGCGAUGUUAUUGGCCUGGAAUCACUCGUGGACGAAAUCACCUACAAGAAAGCUGCCGACGCAGUGGAUGCACCCACCGUUAGUGCGAUUCUCGGACCUUUCUUCAGACAUGACGCUCCAAAGCUAGAGAACGAAUCUUCAAUAAUCCAGACAGCAGUCGAUGAUGGAGAGACUAUAUACAUGUAUGGAAUAGUCGCGAACCAUGAGACCAAUAAGCCUAUAGUUGGUGCUACAGUGGAUGUAUGGCAGGCAUCAACGAAUGGAUUAUAUGAACAACAGGAUGAUGAGCAGGCGGAUCAUAAUCUAAGAGGACAAUUUAAGACUGAUGAGAACGGGCAUUAUGGAUUUUAUUGCUUGAAACCUACUCCUUAUCCUGUUCCUUCUGAUGGUCCUGCUGGCAAAAUCCUACAGUUGUUAGACAGACAUUCUUUCCGACCUGCACAUAUUCAUCUGAUCGUCCAACACGAUCAUUACAAACCUCUCACAACUCAAAUCUUCGACUCGAAAGACGAAUAUCUCGAGAAUGACUCUGUAUUCGCUGUCAAAACCUCACUUGUCGUGGAUUUCGUCCCUUUGAUGAAUAACCCCAAAGCAUCACUGGAACUAAAUUAUCCUGUUCUUCUUGCUCCUCAAACUGAAACAUAG